Messenger RNA from Didymodactylos carnosus, 948 nucleotides. Lineage: Eukaryota; Metazoa; Rotifera; Eurotatoria; Philodinida; Philodinidae. The record is from the annotation of a GenBank genome assembly.
AUGCAUCAAAAGCGAUCGAAAUCAUCGUCAGAUAAAGUAUUUCAAGCAGUCGAUUCUACCGCACCAUCGGCAUUAGUUCAACAAGCUCGAAAACCGAGUGUGGUUAAUAUUCUCCGGUUUACAAAUCCAGCACAUUUAGUAUUGAAUACGUUUGAAGCACCAUUUGUACCAAUUAUUGUGUUAUCAAAAGCAGUUAAUGUUGAAGUACGUGAUGCUAUUCGACGCACAUGGGGUUUUGAAAGACUGUACAAUGAUACAUUAUUAAAAACAUUUUUUCUUGUUGGUACUGAUGAUUUUAUGACUCACCGUCUUGAAAUGGAGCAACUUGUAUUUGAUGACAUUAUUCAAGUGUCAAUACCGGAUAUAUCCACGUUUUCUGCUUACAAAGAAUUGGCUGCGAUGUAUUGGGUAAAAAUGUAUUUACCAAUGGUUGAAUACUAUGUUAAAACAGAAGAAGAUACAAUCAUAAAUACAUCAGUAUUUGUUAAUAUACUAUUACCACAUGUUCAUUCACAAGAACAAGUUAUUUACGGUUGGUUUGGCAAUGAUCAUGUUGCUAAACGUAAUCCUGAUUAUCAAAAAUUUGUUGACGCCGUUGUGCCACCCACUUCUGAUUUAUUAUUUGCCAUGAAUUUAUGUUACAUUGUUACAGCAAUAUCGUUCAAUGCUAUGUUAGACACAUUAAGAACCAUUGAAGUUAUCGAGUAUCCCGGUGAUCCGUUUAUAACGGGGAUAUUGCGUGAUGCUGCCAAAGUAAGAGUAUUCAAUUUGGCUAACGAUCGUCGAUACCGGUAUGAAAUGGUGAAUGGAAAAUGUAAGGAUGCGUUUAUGACACAGCCAAACUUAAUAUUAUGUACAUCGUCAUUACAUGUGGGAUCAUCAAGAUCAAUGUCAGAAUAUUUUGAAACGUGGGAAGUAAUUAUUAAUCAAACAAAGUUAUUUGAUUAA